AUGUCGAACAAUGCUCCUGGCUGGUCACGAAUCAACUGGUCAUACGAAAAUCAGCUUUGUCAGUUGAUUGCACUAAAACCGAAAGAUGCAGAAGAAACCAUUCUGAUAAACCGCCCAAAGCAUGUGAUCGUUAAUGCUGACAUACUUCAGGCUGGUGGUCCUGAAAAAAUGUCAUUUUCAAUUUGGUGUAAGGGAACUUCGACGAGAAACAUCUCCUACUGUCAUCUCAGUCUCAUUUCCAUGAUGAUUGGAGAAAAUGUGGCUGAUUUGACAAAUGAAACCACCUUAUCUGCUGACUUCAAUGGAUCUCAAAUGAACAGGAUGACAUUUUCUGUGGAUGCAAAGAAACUUGAAGAACUCAGAAAAAAGAACUUGGGAGAAGUGAUCGCAUUCGAAAUUUCCAUACGAAUGGUGGAUAUGGCCACGGAAAACGGUCAGAAAAUAUUGAUCAUAAAGAAGACGGCAGGAGAUGUACCUUGUGAAGAAAAAUUUAAGCUAUCAAUCGAAGAGACCACGAAUCUCAAGGCUUCGCUUGACACAGUGAUACGCAGUUCGGCAAUCGAUGCUUAUCCCGGGCAAGUUAAAUCCAAACUACUUUGCUUACAUAACCCAGGUCAUCCCAUACAAUCAUAA
This is a messenger RNA of Echinostoma caproni, 633 nucleotides long. Lineage: Eukaryota; Metazoa; Platyhelminthes; Trematoda; Plagiorchiida; Echinostomatidae. The record is from the annotation of a GenBank genome assembly.